UUCACAAACUUUCCCUUUUGGCAACGAGAUUAAGGCCAGUAUUGGGGCCCAGACUGUCUCGUGUAUGGCGGAUCUACCGGUGUCUGGCCUCACCUGUCUCUGUCUGCAGACACACUUUGACCCUGCGGCCAUUGGUUACGUCAAUCAAACGACAAGUCGUCAGGUGGAUUAAGUUGAAAGUGUUUACGGCUACAGGGAAUAAUAAAUCACGCGAUGACAGACUGACCACCAAAGGGAGACCACUAUGUCGGUCCAACACAGACCUGUGGAGAACUGGAGUCUGGCACCAAGUCCAGAAGUCCGAGCGGCCAAGACGAGAGUCGAGCGAGAACUUUUGAUCAAAGUCAGCCCCAAGUCAGAUGUCAUUGAACUGAACCCGCUGAUUUUAUCCACAAGGCUGGAUAAACCAGUAGCCACAUCCCAGCUGAAAUACUACAGGAUCCAACCUCCCUUUCAGGAGAUCUCCCCAUACCAUGGAAACCCAUGGACUGGUGACCGCUUGGCUCUGCGACAGUUGACAAAUCCCGCAAGGAGAGGUCCAAGGGACAUAAUUCUGCCAAAUCUUGUAAAACAUCCAGUUCAUGUCAAAAUUGAAGAAAUCCCACCAUAUGACACGUCAUACCAAGCAAAACAGACGGCUGCACAAGAACAGUUGACUCACCUGCUGAAGGAGUGGUCAGUGUACAACAGAGUGGCAUUUCCGGUUCCGUCCAGCAGACAGUCCGUGUACAGUGACCUUGACCCCAAGAGACGCGUGUCCAAAGGCUCGCUGCUGAACCUGGCCAAGAGCAGCCUGAGGAGGGCGUCCGGCAUCAGCCUGACGUCCAGCGGCAACAGUUCGGACAAGAGGAAGGCAAGCCACGGCCUGCCCAGGAGCCGUAAGAAACGCAACAGAUGGAAGGCAAUCACUCGCGAGGUGAUCGCACACAACAAAGCCGCCAUGAUGCAACUGCCGGAAGACAUGUCUAAAUCAGAACUUCGCAUCUAUGUGUCGUCUACCCCAGAUUUGCAGGAAGAACGAGAGUUUCUGGAAGAAGUUGCUUACCCCAGGCUGCGGGAGUUGUGCGAGAAGAUGGGACUCAACUGUCACGUGGUUGACAUGCGCAAUGGGGCAGGGAUAUUGACCAAUGAUAUUGAAACAUUUGACCUAAUAGAAAAGGAAUUACGCCACUGCCGUACAUUAUCUAUUGGACCUUGUUUCGUAAGUCUGGUGGGCCACAGUUUAGAUGACCAGACCUUGCCAGGAUUUCUCCACAAGCAAGUUUACGAGGAGAUCCGUGAGACCCUCAUACGUGAGAACAUCAUUGGGGUCGAGGCUUUGGAUGACGUGUACAGACUGGACUCCAACAGGAUCCCGCCCGUCUACACCAAACAGCGUAUCACAUCCCUGGAGGACUAUCAAAGUCCUGAGGAAGUGGAGCAGGUCCUACACGAGGCGCUGGUCAAGGCUGUGGAGAUCAUCAGGAGAGGCAAGUCUAACGAGGACCUACUGCUGGUCGACUUCUACAAGUGGUCAGCCGUGGUGAAAGAACUAGAAGAAGGUUUGUUGACCAACCACAAUCCACGCAGUGACACGCUCUGCUUCAUGAUGGACGCCGACCUGGCCAGGGAGAGCGUGAAGAGGGACGAGGCUCCCAUCCUGCGUCUGAGGCACAACGUGUACCAGCACUACAGGCAGUAUGCCAGCAAGGACAACCUGGUCAGCUUUAAAACUGGCAAGAAGAAUAUGACUUACUUGAGGUCGAUAUCGGAUACCUUUGUCUCGGGCGUGGCGUCACUGUUGAAGUCUCAGAUCAGUCACCGAGACUACGACGUGACCCAGGAGCUGACGGAGGGCUGUGAGAUUCUCCAGCAUGUGAAGAUCGCCCUAAACGUCGCGGAGAUGACUCCGGAGCAACAGUCGCUGGUGGGUGAGGUCAAGGCCGUGAUGGACGACCCCCAAGCCGGCCCCAGGGUAGUCGUGCUGUGGGGUCAGAAUGGGACCGGAAAGACGACAGUGGCGUCCCACAUCGCACGGGCCUGCCAGAGCUGGGAGCCGAGACGGAAAGUUUUCUUCCGAUGUCUGGGGUCAACCUUGCGAUCCUCCAGCUUGGAUAGGGUGUUGGAGAGUUUAAUCAGGCAAAUCAGUUUUUCCUAUGGCUUGAAUAUAGAACUACCAGCCGAUCUACGGGUCCAGGAACUGCUGUCCAUUUUUCUACAGGCCAUCAACACAGCCAGCGCUAAACGCUCUACAGACGGUGACCUACUUAUUGUUCUAGAUCAGCUGGGUAAACUCGACCUUGACCCACAUAUUCUGCUGUCAAUCCUCAACUCUCUGACCCCCGGGGUAACUCUAUUAAUAACCUUGACCACACCAAGUCAUCUGAUUAACGUGCUCAAAUCUAAACCCAACGUUACUUUAUUGUCAAUUCCUUACUGGGUCACCAAGCAGGUCGGCGCCAUCUUGACGCUAUAUUUAGAAGAAGCGAAGCGUGUGCUAACGGUAGACCAGCUUCAGACAGCACUGAGCGCUCUACCAACGGACACGACGCCAUUAUGCGCGAUGACUAUUUUUCACAUUGUCCGCUGGUGGCCUUCUCACACGCUUCCGGUAUUCGGCCCCUUUUCCGGCAACGCCGAAGACGAUUUCGACAUGUUUCUCCAGCUGUUGGAGGCGGAGCUAGGCAAGGCGUUCACGCGCUACGCCCUGUCGUUCCUGGGCUCCGCCCGCCACGGCCUGUCGGACCAAGAGCUACUACAUCUUCUGUCCAAAGACUCGGAGUUGCUGGAUGAGAUCAAGGAAGAGGAAGACGAGUUUGUCAGUGUGGUGGAAGGCUUCCCCUACCAGCUGCAGUUAUCCCGGCUGAUGGCCAGACUUGGCAAGUUUAUCGUUGACGUCAAGCUGGAAGGGGAGACGAUUCACUUAGUUUUAUCCAGAGCACUCAUCAAAGCCAUCUCAUCCCGAUACGUCAAAGACAGCUUCUUCUAUUCUAUUCACCAAAAACUUGCCAACUUUUUCCUGUUUAUUAGGAGAGGUCUUCUUCUUAGUUCUAGAGAUAUUUCAGAACAAAAACACAAGCAUUUGGCCAAGUACCACUGGCGAACACUCAGAUGCGUGCCUUAUCAUUUGUCCCAUAGCUCGCCCAACAAAGCGGAGGUAUGGGAAGUGCUAAAAGAGAAAGUCUUUUUCAACUUUUCUUGGCUUGUCAACGAGAUUUAUUCUGGUUUUUUCAACGAUCUUUUAGACGACAUCCGGUACUCGCUAGAGACGGUCAGUCUAGACUCGGACAUCCUGUACUUCCAGCAGCUCCUGCUGUCCCUGCGUCACACGGUCAUCCACAACCCCAUCUCAUUGGCUGCCGUCUUCUCCAGCCUCAAGGCCGACGACCUGCUCAAUGUGAAGGACUCGGUCAGCAUCGUGAUCCACGAGGCCAGACAGUGGCUCAAGCAGGUCCAUCUCCAGGCCCUGGUGCCCGUGUCCUACACCUCGGACAAAAUCAACAGACUUUUAAUCAAAGAAAACAGCAUCUUCGGUGCCAGUGACGUCCACGUUAUUCCAGGCACGUCAAAACUUCUGGUUUGCAGAAAGUCGACGCUGACCAUUCUCAACUCGGUGACUAAAGAGGAGGUUGUGUUGGCCGCCAUGACAGAUGACGUAGACUACGUUCACGUGGUUUCUGAAGAGAGCGUCGUUGUUCUAUCCUCAAGCGAUUCAUCAUCCAAGCUAGACAUCUUAAACCUCCAGACCGGAACAGUAACUAAAAGCAUUCCUCUAGGCAAGUCUUCUCUGUCCUGGUUCUACAUCAAUUCUCCCAGGUUCGCUUACUUCGCCAGCGAGAUGGGGGUCAAGUGCGUCGACCUUGAUGUGGGUGCCGUCAACACCAUCCUCCCCACCAGGCCGACCUGGCUAGCGGCGACUGUAUCAGAGAGUAAACCUGACAAGAUUAUCAUUGCUGUAGUCGAGGACAACAAACUCAAAAUCGAAUCCAUUCUAGUGAAGGAUAUCAUGACGCGCAAGUCCGUGUAUAUAAAGAACGAGUCCCCUAAUCGCCACACCAAACCUUUACUCUCCACAAAAGACGGUAAAUUUAUAAUUUACCUCUCCGAAAAACAGGCGACAGUGGUGGACUGUUCGACUUACAAGGUCUCUGACACGUUCUCAUUGCGCGCGCUGCCAAUCAUCAGAGCCGAGCUCUCGAGGAGCCACGAGCACGUGUUUAUGUCCCACGUGUCCGGGGAAAUCACGUGCCACGUGCUUUACUCAGGGAACCAGGUCAUGUCGACCAGGAUCACGCCAAAGCCCCAGCCCCAGUUGCUGGUGGAGGCGAGGAGACGCGAGAGGACGUCGUCUAGAAACUCCAGCUCCCGGCAAGUGGACGCACCAGCGGAGACCAUCACCACCAUGGUGACGUCAGAGGACGACCAUUUCCUGCUGUGCGGGACCACGACGGGUCACGUGUACGUCAUCCACGUGCCAACCGGGGUGCAGCUGGUGUCCAUCACGACCAACCACGUGCAGGUCAGGAAGGUCACAUUUCUGACCAAUAGCAGCCACUUCCAACACGUCAUCACCACCGACGUCACAGGCGUAUCGAGACACUGGAAUCUAAGACCGUUAUUUAAACAGGCCCGACAGAUCCUCCACCCCUGCAUACAAGACGAGGACCUGAGGAGGGAGGAGGAGAGGAAGCUCGAGCUCAACUCUUACUUCUCUAUCUACGAGGAUAAGAAGUCCAACCGGAUCUUUCUUAACGGACCGGACAUUGCAUCAUUUUACAAAACACCUCCGGACAGCUUGUUCGAUGACCUUGACAACCUUGACCCCUCGUUCGGAAUACAAAAUGAUUGGGAGGUCACAGGGUUCCUGGCAGACGUUAGCGACCAUUUAAUCGCCUUGACCUGUGGGAAAGAUCUGGGUGACGUCAUCCUGACCGUAUCCGAGGACUUCCGGUUGGCGAGGUGGAGUCUGCAUGAUGGGACUUUGGUGUGGAGCCGGAAGUUGUCGUGCCAAGGGGGAGAAGUGCUGGACCUGACGUCACUCUACUACGACCAGGCCGUUCUUGUGGUGGAGAAAUCUAGGGCGGGGAAAGGGCUGGGCGUGUCGGUGAUCUACACGGGAGAGGGUCAGAACAAAAUGUUGUCACGUGACCAGGUGACCAGCUACUGGACUUCUAAAGAUAAAACGUGUGUUGCCUUACUCUGUGAGGAGCGGUCUAGCCAUGCAGAUACUGAGCCCAAGUUCUACCACUGGGACCUGAUCAAGGUGCGUGAAGACGUCCACGGUCUGUUGGUUACACCCGCGUCUUACAACCAACCAGAUAAGACGACCAUCUUCAAGAUGUCGCCAAGCCUCACCCAAAUCGUCUGCUUCUCCUUACCUACAGCCCAGGGAGCCCCGUUGUUGGCUUUGUUUAACUCCAGGUCUGAUCUCUCUAUUGAAGGGAAUCGUCAAGGGCGACAAUGGAGGGAUGAUAACUCGAUCAAGGGAGAUAAUUCUAAAAAUAACAGUUUCGUGCUGGGAUUGGAAGAUGAUGUAAUCAAAGGAAAUAAUUCUAAAAAUAACAGUUUUGUGUCAGCCAAUGAAACGGUAGAAACAAAAACAAUCACCGGUAUGCAAUGGACUCGGGUGAUCUCCAGAAACGAAACAAAUCAAGACGACGGGCAGACCAAGAAAGUGAGUGUUCAUUCUAGGUCUAGCGGAGACGAAAUCAAAAGCGAGUUUCAAGCAGUCAAAGAGGAGGACGAACAUCUUUUGAAAAUGCAGGAGGUCACAUCAACAGAGAUAACAUUGCCGCUACAAGUUACGUCUUUCUGUUACAUAGGGGAGGAGAGCGUCCUGCUAGGGACGUCUAGCAGACAUUUGCUGCUAAUUGACCUGCCCACCUUUAAGCCAAUCUGCAUCCUUGGCAAAAAUGGCCCGCGAUUUGUCUCAGAUAGUCAGCUGACGUCCGCCAUUUUGAAAGACUGCGUCACGGCUCAUAACUAUCCCAUCAGUGACGUCAUGGCGUCUGAAGAUGGCAACACUCUAGUCAGCUCAGACCGGAAAUCGCUGUCUGUGUGGAAUGCUAAAAAUAGAACACUGUCUAUGACCGUUUGGCUUAACAUGGAUGAAGAGAUCUCAUUUAUGGUGAUAUCCAAAGAUGCUGCCAUCAUCACAAUGGUCAUUAACGAGCGAAUAAUUCGAGUCUGGACACCCAUAGAGAAAAGAGAACUGGCCAGUCACAUGACCACUUUUGACGUCACAGAACUUCACGUGGCCAGCGACUGCAGGAAGGUGAUCGUACGAGGCCGCAGCCCGGAGUGUAAGCCUGUCCUGGAGAUUUUUGACAUCCGGAACAUCGACGACGUCCUCUUGCAGAUGGCGGGAAGAAAAAUCUCGCAGCAACAGGAGAUUGGAGAGAACUUGGCCAGCGAGAGGGUCAAGAAGACAAGUCGGGUCAUGCACACGAGAAAAACUUCAGCUUUACAGACGGAUGGGAAGUGAACAAAAUAAUAGGUGUAAUUAAAGACACAUUUUUUUUUGUAGGGGGGAGGGGGGGGGGGCGUUCUAAAAGAAAAUUUCAAUCCUACAGACUAAAAGUGAAAACUACCUUCACUUAAAAAAAUAAAUAAAAGUAAAGUACUUCUUUAUAGGGAUGGUGUGGUCAGCACUAAGCCCAGCUGGCUUUACUUUCCCUAACAUGAGUCAGGUACCUAUUAGAGCUGGGUGGACUCAGGGACGUCAUACGAAUUCAAACCCCGGAAUCCAAACUCGAGACUUUCGGGUCAGUAGUCAAAUGCUCUACCAACCGCCCACACCAUCACUUAUUUACACUUACACUUACGAAUAAUUAACUAUUGUAGAGAGAGAUGGUAAAAAAUUACUAGUAAAAAUAUCACACUAGGAAUGUGACCACUUUAGAGACAGAAGGAAAACUGCUUGUCUAAGCAUACAGACCUGCACGAUUAUUUAAGCAUAUUGGUAUAUCUGAUAUCAGUUUAUACAUAUAAAAUAUAUUCUCUUAAAGUUGAGUUACAUAAAAUAGUUUUUAAAAUAUGAAACCUUUAACUUAGAACUAUUUUUUUCAUUCAUUAAAAUUUUUUUGGUUGUAACAAUAUAUAACUCCAUUUUAACAAUAUGACUUUAUAAAGUAUCCCAUGAUGCCAAAACUGUAUUAAAAUACGUUAGUUAGAAACAAGUUAAAGGAACAUUUUUUAUUUUAUUUGAAUAUAUUCUUUGUCAUGAUUAUGAAUGCAUUUUAGUCCUUAAGGUAAUAGAUUUUUUUAUUACAGUAUGUUAAUCAAUAAAAUAAACACAAUUUUUAGGGGCUAUAUAAAGCUUUGUUCUUUAAUAAAUUAAGUC
Molecule: messenger RNA, 7321 nt
Organism: Physella acuta
Lineage: Eukaryota; Metazoa; Mollusca; Gastropoda; Physidae
Molecular function (GO): protein binding
Source: RefSeq, a predicted model, not a curated record